Equus caballus (horse) is the source of this 3988-nucleotide messenger RNA. It is a transcript of the gene GNG4, whose product is annotated as G protein subunit gamma 4. The record is from RefSeq and is a predicted model, not a curated record. Gene Ontology annotation, molecular function: G-protein beta-subunit binding. Gene Ontology annotation, cellular component: heterotrimeric G-protein complex. NCBI's taxonomy places the organism in Eukaryota, Metazoa, Chordata, Mammalia, Perissodactyla, Equidae. Gene Ontology annotation, biological process: G protein-coupled receptor signaling pathway.
CGCGAACCCAUCAGCGGCGAGGCGCGCGGGAGCUGGGGCGCUGAGCCGGAGCCCCCCCGCCCGCCAGCCCCGCGCCCGGAUGAGGAGCGAUGCCGCUCGGUCUGGCCGCCCCCCGCGUGCGCCGCGCCGGAGACAAAGCCCGCGCCUGAGCGGCUCCCUCGGCCCGCGUCCCCGCGCCGGUGACCCUCGAGGCAGGAGCCCUGCAUCGGCCUCUCCUCUGAAGACUGUCGACUGCUGCUGCCGCCAGCCUGUCCCCUGCCCAGGCCUGUCCCUGUGCUGCCUCUUAGCAGGGGCAGCAGAAUGAAAGAGGGCAUGUCCAACAACAGCACCACUAGCAUCUCCCAAGCCAGGAAGGCUGUGGAGCAGCUGAAGAUGGAAGCCUGUAUGGACAGAGUGAAGGUCUCCCAGGCCGCUGCCGACCUCCUGGCGUACUGUGAAGCCCACGUGCGGGAAGACCCCCUCGUCACCCCAGUGCCUGCGUCAGAAAACCCCUUCCGAGAGAAGAAGUUCUUCUGCACCAUUCUCUGACUGUCGGUUAUGAAAAUAUCUCCUUCUCUGUCAGUAAAACCCCUGGUGGAGACCGUGCAUGCUCUUAGCUUUAGGGAGCUCCACCCACACCCAUCCCUGCCCAACCAGGAUCGCUGGGGCCUGUCUCGUCUUCUCAUUGGUUUUCUUCAUUGCAUUCAAUUUCACUUUUCUUUUUGUUUUCAUAGUAUUUUCUUUAUUGGCAAAGCAAAUAGACAUUUUUGUAGCCAAAUAACAAAUGUGCCAAGGAAAGAUAAAUAUGGAUUUAAGCGUUUAAAUUUUUUAAACAUCAAUUCCCAAGUUUAAAUAUAUCAACUUAAUAUAUGUCAGUGGAUAUUUGUUGAAAAGAAAAACUGUACUCAACAACCCCCAUUCACAGUAAUUCAGUACCAAAUUAGAGCAUUUUGACCAACUGAAAUAUAUGGGUAAAUUUCCACCUCCAUGCCUAGAUAAGCAGUUCUGAAAGUUCAUAUUUCCUGCUUUUCCAUCUUCCUACUAGAAAGAAAAGAAACCACAGCAUUGAUGGUUUUCUUAGUGUGUAUCUUCCUGCGGCCAUGUGGCCCAGACCCCACCAAGGGCCCCGGCCUCUGUUUCCCACUGAUUGUCGCUGACCACCUUGGAGGUGGUCCUCCUACAAGUGUAGAUGCUGGGCGGAUACUGAAGCAGGCUUAACUGUAAAUGUACACCGUGACAGCCAUCUGUUUACGUGCUCCAGCUGGCCCGGCCAAGGGUGCCAUCGUCCCUCUCCAUACGCCACCUCUUCCUGCUCCCUCCUAUUCUGGCUCCUCCUCAGUAGUUCUAACAUGGGUUGUGUCAAUAAGGACCCAUUCUGGGCAAAGCACUAGGCCCCGUGGGCUUUCACAGGGUGGCCCCUGUCCCAGAGGAGUGAGGCAUUGGGGCAGCAGCCCACUAGGUGCCAUCUACUGAUCUGAGCAUUGCCACGUAUUCACUUAUUUAAUCCUCCAACAAUAAAUAAAUGCCACGAGAGUACAUCUGUUUUAAAGAGAGGGAAACUGAGGCACAGAAAGGUCCUGUCGUUUCCCCAAAGUUAUAGAUGGUAAGCGGGAAAACGGGGGCUCAGUAGAGGUGGUCUGGCCCAGAGCCCUCCCUGAACCUGUGAGCUACGCUGCCUUCCAGGUCUCCCUGGGUGCAGGUGGGUAGACCCCCAAACGACCUGAACCUCCUGCUGCAAAGCACUGGCCCUGUGGUCCACUGGGCAGCUCGUGUCCCAUCUUCUCCGGGAGGAGGCCUGUUGGUCCGUAUUCUGGCAGCUUAUGGAAGAUGAUCCGUGGAUGCCCCAGUGGAAGGUUAGACAGCUCUUGGUUUUUCUGAGAGAAACUCGCAGGCGCCACCUUAAACAAACUCAGACCACCCCCGAUGAAAGAACAGAAUAAACCAUGGGGGCAGAGAGCUCUUUGUCUAAGUUUGUUCUGCUCCGUUUGUUUGGAAACCCUGUCUCUGGCUCUGACAGCGGCUUGCUGUGUGAUAGAGGGCAAGCCAUUGUGAGCCUGAGAUGCUCUAACCUGCACAUCGGGGAUAAUGGUAAUUCCUCCUCCCGCCUUUCUGUCUAGAGGAUAUCGAGAGGUGCUGCACAGAUGAAAGCUCUGAUUAUCAUUUAAAACAAAUAAAAUGUACUAAAUGCCAAGAUAUAACAUAGGGAAGAAGGCAUGACUUCAAAGUUACCACUGUUCAGUUGGAGGAAUAAUCUGCAAAGAGCCAAAUAUAAUUUCAGAUCAGUUAAUGACUUGCUACCCUUGUAAAUGGUUUUAGUACAUUCUUAUUCUUUGUUUCUUUUGUUGAAACCCAUUUUUAGUUGCAUUAAAGCUCACUGAUAAUAUCAGUGUUGUUAGGAAGCUGUGUGCUCAAACUAUAGGAGAACUGUAUGCUGUACGUGAUAAUACGAUUUCAAAUCCUUCUCUAUUUUGGUUUAUGACCAGCGUCUCUUUAUUCUGUGGUCCAUGUCAACAUCAUUAACCUGAUAAAGCAAAGCACAAUUCAUAAAAGCACAUCAGAGACGCGGAGAAAGUGGGACAGCAUGGAAACGGGCUAUAAAUCAGGUCAAGAAAAAAAUGUUCUUCUAGUCUUCCGCCAGACUUUCUCCCCUGUGUUUUUACUUCUACUGUCCCUCCAUAUUCUGCCUCCCCUUUUUUUCCUCUUUUUCUUUUUCUUCCUCUCUUCCUUACUUUGCUCUGUGAGAUGCUUGUCUUUUACUGUACCUUUUCCUUCCAAACCUAUGGCAUUUCUUAUGGCUUGCCUCUUCUGAAGUGUCCCUGAGCUCAGAGCAGUCUUCUUAAAGACCAGUUUGAGUACAUGGGCUAUGAGAUGCGCCAACGUGUGAAUGAGCCCCGUCCCCCUUCUAGCAAUCAUUGGGAGGUGAAUGAAAUGGAGUGAUCUUGUAGUGGACACUUGUCAUUUUGUGUCUCCAGUUUGGCUAUCCAGCAUCUGACCCCUCUUCCUCUAGGGGGAAAUCACCCCUUACAUAUAAAUUCAGUGGGAUGCAGUAACCCCUUCCACUGUGGAUGCUGAAGUGGGGAGGUCUUCCCUGUCUCUCAGGUGCACCCCCCCUUUCCAGCACCAACCAGCCAGGGAGUGGCCAGUGACCCUGGGUGAACUACUUGGACUCCCCUGCUUGGGAGUGUGAGCUUGGAGCAAGUGACGCAGAAAUGAAGGGAUGCUGAGGUUCAUUUCAUGGGAGCUGCAGUGGUCCAGGGAUGGCAGCGGCCCAGCGGGGGGGGGGGGGGGGGGGUGGGGGUGUCUAGGACUGGUAGGCUGCAGGGAUGGCAUGUCCACUGGUAACAAUGUCCAGGGAUGGCAGUGUCCUGAGAAGACCAUUCCUUGGCCCUACUGAGCUGUCUCAUCCCCGCCCAUCUUUUUAGGUCUUCUUUCUAGCUUUUUCUCAACUCUUUGAGCCUCCAAGCUCCAUCCAAUGAACUCCUUAUUCUUCAAUGAAAUAGCCUGGGUUGAAUGUACUCCAUUCCUAGAUGUAUACCCAACAGAAAUGUGUACAUAUAUUCACCAAAAGAAAUGUGCUAGAAUGUUCAUAGAAGCAUUAAUCAUAAUAACCCAAAACUGGAAACCACCCAAAUGCCCAAAAUGAAUGGAUAAUCAAAUUGUGGUAUAGUCACACUGUGAAAUCCUAUACAGCAAUGAGCACGAAUGAUCCACAGCAUGGGGUGAGACCCGCGAGAUGGGCAAGUACAUACUAUAUGAUUCUGUUUCUAUCAAGUUCGAAACCUGGCUAAGCUAACCUCUGCUGUUGCAAGUAAGAUAUCAGUUACUCUUGAGGGGAUGGUAAGCAGAAGGGGCACAAAGGGAGUUUCUAGGAUGUUCUGUUUCUUGACCUGGUUGCUGGUUAUCUGCGUGUAUUCAGUUUGUGAAAAUUCUUCGAGCUGUUAACUUUCGAUUUGUGCACUUUUCUGUAUGUACGUUGUACUUCAAUAAAGUUGGGUUUUGUGGCUAGCAA